Molecule: messenger RNA, 5402 nt
Organism: Neomonachus schauinslandi (Hawaiian monk seal)
Lineage: Eukaryota; Metazoa; Chordata; Mammalia; Carnivora; Phocidae
Product: zinc finger protein 208-like
Biological process (GO): regulation of DNA-templated transcription
Source: RefSeq, a predicted model, not a curated record
AUGAAUAGGAAUGUUCUAUUUCAGGGGUCACUGUCAUUCAAGGAUGUGGCUGUGGUUUUCACGUGGGAGGAGUGGCAGCUACUGGACCCCGUUCAGAAGAACCUGUAUCAAGAUGUGAUGUUGGAAAAUUAUAGCAGCCUAGUAUCAGUGGGGUAUCAAGUUACCAAAGCAGAUGCAUUCUACCAGUUGGAACAUGGAACACCAUGGAUAACAGAGGAAGAAAUCCAGAGUCAGAUUCAUCCAGGAGAGAAGCCCUACAGAUGUGGUGAGUGUGAGAAAAGCUUCAGCAACAAGUCACAGCUCAUUAUUCAUCAGAGAUCUCACACGGGAGAGAAACCCUAUGGCUGUGAUAAAUGUGGGAAAACAUUCCCCCUUAAGUUUAGCCUCAUUUUACAUCAAAAAACUCAUACAGGGGAAAAACCUUAUGGAUGCAGUGAAUGUGGAAAAGCCUUCAUCCAGAGAUCUGAGCUCAUUAGACAUCAGAGAACCCACACAGGAGAGAAACCCUAUCAUUGCAGCGAAUGUGGAAAAGACUUUAGUGUAAAGUCACUCCUCAAUACUCACUGGAGAACUCAUACAGGAGAGAAACCCUAUGGGUGCAGUGAAUGUGGAAAAACCUUCUCCAUCAGGUUUAGUCUCAUCCUUCACCAAAGAACACAUACGGGUGAGAAACCUUAUGAAUGCAAUCAGUGUCAGAAAGCUUUCACCCAAAAGUCACACCUCACUAUUCAUCAGAGGUCUCACACCGGAGAGAAACCUUAUGAAUGCAGUGAAUGCCACAAAGCCUUCAGCCGGAAGUCCUAUCUCCUUAUUCAUCAGAGAAUUCACUCGGGAGAGAAACCUUAUGAAUGCCUCCAGUGUGGGAAAACGUUCUCUCACAAGUUUAGCCUUAUUAUUCAUCAGAGAAUCCAUACAGGAGAGAAACCCUAUGGAUGCAAUGAAUGUGGGAAAACUUUUCCUAUCAAAUUUAGCCUCGUUUUGCAUCAGAAGACACAUACAGGAGAGAAACCCCAUGAAUGCAGUGAAUGUCAGAAAUCUUUCGUCCAGAAGUCACAUCUUAUUAUACAUCAAAGAACUCACACAGGAGAGAAACCUUAUGGAUGCAGUGAGUGUUGGAAAACUUUCUCCCACAAAUUCAGCCUCAUUUUACAUCAGAAAACUCAUAGAGGAGAGAAAGAAUAUAUUUGUACUGAAUGUGGGAAAGCCUUCCUCAAGAAGUCUCAGCUCACAGAAUGUAAGAGAAUUCAUAUAGGAAAGAAACCCCAUGGAUGUAGUGUAUGUGGGAGAACCUUUUCCAAGGAAUUCAAGCUCACUGAACAUCAGCAAACUCCCAAAGGAGAGAAACCCUAUGAGUGCUGUGAGUGUGGGAAAACCUUCCUCAGGAAACUUCAGCUUACUGAACAUCAGAAGACUCAUACAGGAAAUAAACCGCAUGGAUGCAGUGUAUGUGAGAAGGCAUUCUCCAGAAAGUUCAAGCUAACUGAACACCGGAGAACUCAUACAGGAGAGAAACCUUAUGAAUGUACUGAAUGUGGCAAAGCCUUCUGCAGGAAGGCAGAGCUCAUUAUUCAUCAGAGAAAUGAAAGAGGAGAAAGGCCCCAUCAAUGCAAUGAAUGUGGAAAAGGUUUCUCCAGAAAAUCACAACUCAUUCUACAUCAGAAAACCCAUACAGGAGAGAAAUUUUAUAUACGCAGUGAAUGUGGAAAAGGUUUCAUUCAGAAGGGCAAUCUCUUUAUACAUCAGUGAACUCACACUGGAGAGAAACCCUAUGGAUGCACUGAAUGUGGUAAGGCCUUCAGCCAGAAGGCGUGACUCAUUAAACAUCAGAGAAUUCACACAGGAGAGAAACCCUAUAAAUGCAGUGACUGUGGGAAAGUCUUCACUACAAAGACAAUGCUCACUGUCCAUCGAAGAACUCAUACAGGAGAGAGACCCUAUGCAUGCACUGACUGUGGGAAAGCUUUCUCCUACAUCGCUAAAUCACAGCUCAAUGAACAUCAAAAAACUUACACAGAAGAGAAGCCACAUGAAUGCAGUGAGUGUGGGAAAGCCUUCUCCAGGAAGGCACAACUCAUUAGGCAUCAGAGAACUGAAAGAGGAGAGAAGCCGCACGGAUGCAAUGAAUGUGGGAAAACAUUCAUGAGGAAGAUUCAGCUCACUGAACACCAGAGAACUCAUACUGGAGAGAAGCCCCAUGAAUGUAAUGAAUGUGGAAAAGCCUUCUCCAGAAAGUCACAGCUUAUGGUACAUCAGAGAACUCAUACAGGAGAGAAACCCUAUGGAUGCAGUGAAUGUGGCAAAGCCUUCAGCCGGAAGUGUCGGCUCAAUAGACAUCAGCGAUCUCACACAGGAGAAAAACUCUAUGGAUGCGGUGUGUGUGGGAAAGCCUUCUCCCAGAAGGCAUACCUCCUUGCACAUCAGAGACUUCACACAGGAGAGAAGCCUUAUAAAUGCAGUGAAUGUGGAAGAACUUUCUUUUUUAAGUCGGACCUGACCAAGCAUCAGAGAAUUCAUACGGGAGAGAAACCUUAUGAAUGCAGUGACUGCGAAAAAGCCUUCAGGAGCAAGUCAAAGCUCAUUCAGCAUCAGCGAACUCAUACCGGAGAGAGACCAUAUGCAUGCGGUGAAUGUGGCAAAGCCUUUGCCCACAUGUCAGUUCUCAUUAAACAUCAGAGAACUCAUUCAGGAGAGAGACCUUUCAGAUGCAGAGUAUGUGAUAAAGCCUUCAUGGUUCAGACACAUCUGACGGUAUAUCAGAGAACUCACACAGGAGAGAAACCAUAUGAAUGCUCGGAUUGUGAGAAAGCCUUCUCAAAAAAGGCUCAGCUCAUAAUCCAUCAGCGAAUUCACACAGGAGAGAGACCAUAUGGAUGUAGUCAAUUAUGUGAUAAAGCCUUCAUGGUUCGGACACAUCUCACUGUGCAUCAGAGAACUCACACAGGAGAGAAACCAUAUGAAUGCUCGGAUUGUGAGAAAGCUUUCUCAAAAAAGGCUCAACUCAUGAUUCAUCAGCUAAUUCACACAGGAGAGAGACCAUAUGGAUGUAGUCAAUGUCAGCAAGCCUUCAUCCAGAAGUCAGAUCUUACUAAUCAUAAGAAAACUCAGCAUGCAGUUGGGAAAUCUCAUGGAUGCAGUGAAUGUGGGAAGGUUUUGUCCUCUCAGUCAACUCUCAUUAUACAUCAGAGAACCCAUACAGGUGAGAAGCCCUUCAAAUGCAGUGUAUGUGAUAAAGCUUUCACAUCAAAGGCACAUCUUAUUGUCCAUCAGAAAAUUCAUACAGGAGAGAAACCAUAUGAAUGUUCAGAUUGUGAGAAAGCCUUCUCCACUAAGGCACAUCUUAUGAUUCAUCAGCGAAUUCACACAGGAGAGAGACCAUAUGGAUGCUAUGAAUGUCAACAGGCUUUCAUCCAGAAGUCAGGUCUCACUAACCAUUUGCAAAAUUGUCAUGCGAGAGUGAAAUCUCAUGGAUGCAGUGAAUGUGGAAAGGUUUUGUCCUGUAAAUCAACUCUCAUUAUACAUCAGAGAGCCCAUACAGGUGAGAAGCCUUUCAAAUGUGGUGUAUGUAAUAAAGCCUUUACGGCUAAAUCCUAUCUCACUGUACAUCAGAGAAUCCAUACAGGAGAGAAACCAUAUGAAUGCUGUGAUUGUAAGAAAGCAUUUGCUACUUUGUCAACUCUAAUUGGUCACCGGAGAACUCACACAGGAGAGAGGCCCUAUGGAUGCAAUGAAUGUCAAAAAGCCUUCUUUCGGAAGUCAGCUCUUACUAAUCACCAGAGAACUCAUACAGGAGAGAAGCCGUACAGAUGCCCUGAAUGUCAGAAAGCUUUCAGUACAAAAUGUCAUCUCACUCUACACCAGAGAACUCAUACAGGAGAGAAACCUUAUGGAUGUAUUCAGUGUCCGAAAUCUUUCAGAACAAAGUAUCAUCUCAUUCUACACCACAGGACUCAUACAGGAGAGAAACCCUAUGAGUGCAAAGAGUGUGGAAAAGCUUACAGGGAGAAGACAAAGCUCAGAUUGCAUUGCAGAACGCAUACAGGAGAGAAACCUUUUGAGUGUAGUGACUGUGGGAAAAGUUUUAUGCAGAAGUCAAACCUGAUUAUCCAUCAAAGAACUCAUACAGGAGAUAGACCCUAUGGAUGUAGAGAAUGUGAGAAGACCUUCUGUAGUAAGUCUCAGCUUGUUGUUCACCAGCGAACUCAUACAGGAGAAAAAUCGUACGAAUGCAAGGAAUGUGGGAAAGCCUUCAAUAAAAACUCGCAUCUCCUGACACAUCAGAGAAUUCAUAGAGGAGAGAAACCUUAUGAAUGCAGUGAGUGUGGAAAAGCUUUUGUAUACACAUCACAGCUUAUUGUACAUCAGAGAAAUCAUACAGGAAGAAAACCUUAUGAAUGCAAGGAAUGUGGGAAAGCCUUCAAUAAAAAGUCACACUUCAUAACACAUCAGAGAAUCCAUACGGGAGAGAAGCCUUAUGAAUGCAGCGAAUGUGGAAAAGCUUUUAUAGACAAUUCACAGCUUAUUGUUCAUCGAAGAACUCACACAGGAGAGAAACCUUAUGAAUGCAAGGAAUGUGGGAAAGCCUUUAAUAAAAAGUCAUCCCUCAUAACACAUCAGAGAAUUCAUACAGGAGAGAAGCCUUAUGAAUGCAGUGAAUGUGGAAAAUCUUUUAUAGACAAGUCACAUCUCAUUGUCCAUCAGCGAACUCAUACGGGAGAGAAACCCUAUGAAUGCAGUGAAUGUGGGAAAGCUUUCAUACGAAAGGCAAUGCUCAUUGUCCAUCAGAGAACACAUACAGGAGAAAAACCCUUUGUAUGUCUUGAAUGCCAAAAAGCCUUUAGCAGUAUGGCAAUGCUCAGUAGACAUCAGUUGAUUCAUACAGGAGAGAAACCCCAUGGAUGCAAUGAAUGUGGAAAAGCUUUCCGCAAAAAAAGCCAUCUUAUUAUCCAUCAACGGUGCCAUACUGGAGAGAAACCCUAUGGAUGUGUUCCAUGUGGUCAGAUCUUCAACCAGAAGUCCCAGCUCAUUAGACAUCAGAGACGCCACACAGGAGAGAAACCGUAUCAGUGCACUCAGUGUGGAAAAGCCUUUUUUGAGAAAUCAUACCUCAGUGUCCGUCAGAGAAGUCACGCAGGACAGAAACCUUAUCAGUGUAAUGAGUGUGGGAAAACAUUCUCUGUUAAGUUCUUUCUCACCUCACAUGAGGAAAUUCAUACAGGAAAGAAAUCUCAGGAACACAGUGAGCACUGUAAAGACUUUAGUGAGAUGUCAGAUCUCACUGAAUACAAGAGAAAUCACACAAGACACACCCUAUGAAUGCUGUGAAAGUUAGGAUACUUUUGGUCAGUGUCAGUUUCAGAAAACUUAUCCAGGAGAGAGAUCUUUUAAGUGCAGUGAAUAUAAGA